Molecule: messenger RNA, 1672 nt
Organism: Gadus macrocephalus (Pacific cod)
Lineage: Eukaryota; Metazoa; Chordata; Actinopteri; Gadiformes; Gadidae
Gene: rassf6
Product: Ras association domain family member 6
Exons: 11
Coding region: 504-1622 (372 amino acids)
Biological process (GO): signal transduction
Source: RefSeq, a predicted model, not a curated record
GCUGUUUUCUACUCUGGCAUUUUCUGACCUGCAUCAAUAUUCCACCUGAAUUGGACCAAUCAACUGGCUAAGUAAAAUGCUAAUCUGCUAGCUAAGCAACAUGCUAACAGCUUCCUAAGCUACAUGCUAACCUACUGGCCAAGCUACAUGCUCACCUUCUAACUAAGCUUCAUACUAACCUGCUGACUAAGCUAAAUGCUAACCUGCUAGCUAAGCAACAUGCUAACAGCUACCUAAGCUACUUGCUAACCUACUGGCUAAGCUACAUGCUCACCUUCUAGCUAAGCUACAUACUAACCUGUUGGCUAAGCUAAAUGCUAACCAGCUAGAUAAGAUACAUGCUAACAGCUUCCUAAGCGACACGCUAACCUGCUAGCAAAGCUACAUGCUAACCUGCUGGCUAAGCCACAUGCUCACCCUCUGGCUCAGGUACAAGCUAUCCUGCCAGUUCACACCAGGGCGGAUUACAGCAGAGGGAGCAACAUGCAUUUUGCGGUGCUUUCAUGCACUCACAUGCACAUACAAACACACCCUGCUGCACUGGGUGCUGCGUGCAGACGGUCUGUGGUGGAGGUGAACUGAAGAUGGAUCCUCCUCUUCCACCAGUGAUCCCAGCAGGUGAGGGGAGACCCCUUACCAGAGCAGAGUUUCUCUCCUUGUUAACAACAUACAACUGUUACCUGAAGGAAAACACUCAACACCACCUCAGUUACUGUCAGGGCGAUGAAGGGGGCGUGGCUUUGGAGGGUCUUCUCAACAUCUCCUGGGGAGUCCGCCGGCCAAUCAGACUCAAGAUCCAGGAUGAAAAGCAGACACUCCCCAUCACUCACCUCAUGUCACCUGAUCCGGGAGGACCAGUCCUCAGUCCUCUGGAUGACAAAAGGGGUAUGACGAGAUGGGGAGAGUAUAGUGACCUCCAUCAGAUCGAUGAGAUGUCUGAGACCACGUCUGAGACAACGUCUGAGACAACGACCAAAGGUCCUCGUAUCUACGAGUCCACCACCCUUCGGCCUGAGAAGCCCAAACCCCUGGAGCUGGAGGCAGAGUCUAACCUAUUCCGCUGUAUGAGCGAUGCCUCAUUGGUCAAGAGGAGAAGGGGGCGAGGCAAGACGGCUGCGCAACGCGAGAGAGAAAAGCAGCAUCGGUUUUCUAUCAAUGGCCACUUCUAUAACUAUAAGACCUCUAUUUUUAUUCCCUCCUUCGGUACUCCCACCAAAGUCAGGAUCUCCAGCCAGAUGAGAACUCACCAGGUGAUAGAACAGCUACUGCACAAGUUCAAGAUAGAGAAUGACCCCCAGGACUUUGCUCUCUACUGCCUCCACCAGACAGGAGAGAGGAGGAGGCUGACUGGUCAGGACCAGCCCUUAUGGGAGCGCUUCCUGCAGGGUCCCUCCGAGGACAUUAUGAAGGUCUUCCUGAUGGACAGCGAUGAACAGGAAGUCAGCAACGAUGUGGCUCAAUAUCUGAACCUAGAGCUGCCCAUCCUAGAGCAGGUUCUGCUCAAACUCAAAGAAGCAGAGAAUCGAGAAAUACAUACCGUCAUCACCAAAUAUCGUCAUCAGCAAAGUUUGAUGUCUCACAUGCUGAGCAGCCAGAGCACUCACAUCGAGACCAGUGUCUGACCAGGAUAUUCACACCUGUUAACCUAACAGAAUAAAAUUUGAAAUAUUAA